Onychomys torridus (southern grasshopper mouse) is the source of this 2258-nucleotide messenger RNA. RefSeq names its product transmembrane protein 106A (gene Tmem106a). The coding region runs from base 227 to 1012 and encodes 261 amino acids. The record is from RefSeq and is a predicted model, not a curated record. NCBI's taxonomy places the organism in Eukaryota, Metazoa, Chordata, Mammalia, Rodentia, Cricetidae. The transcript has 9 exons.
CUCCGAGCUUGUGAUGAGCGCGCAGCUCCCAACUCCCGGUGUGCUGAGGGCGUCGUCACCUUGGGGUCUCCGGUGAAGGGAGCUAGCUGAUCGUCCCCGCCCUGGGGACCACCCUACCUUAGAAGCGAACCCCUUCUCCCCAAAGGAGCAUUCCAGAAAAUCCAGUCUUGCAGCUGAGAAGAGCCUGGAAUCCCAGACCUAAACCAGUGAAAAAUCCCGCUGAGCUAUGGGUAAGGCAUUCUCCCAGCUCACCUCCCAGCAGGAUGAGAACAAGUCGCUUCUACCUGAUAACCCAGCCAGGGCCAGCAAGGCUGCCAACUACUUCAGCAGGUGUAGCAGCAAACCACCGUGCCCCCGUGUGCCUUAUGCAAGGGUUGCUCGUACCAGCUUUGUGAUUUGUCCUACCUGCCUGGGCAAUGGGGAGAUCCCCCAAGAGCUGGAGAAGCAGCUGGUAGCCCUCAUCCCUUACGGAGACCAAAGACUGAAGCCCAGACACACGAAGCUCUCCGUGUUCCUGGCAGUGAUCAUCUGCCUGCUGACUUUCUCCCUCACCGUCUUUUUCCUGUAUCCACGGUCCAUUGUCGUGUAUCCCGUGGGCCUCAACUCCUCCAUGGUGACCUUUGAUAAAACUCAUAUACGACUCAACAUGACGAAUAUCUUGAACAUCUCCAACAGCAACUUCUAUCCCAUCGCUGUUACACAGCUGACUGCAGAGGUUCUCCACCAGACCUCUGUGGUAGGCCAGGUUACCAGCAGCCUCCACCUGCACAUCCGACCUUUGGCCAGUGAACAGAUGCCUUACGAAGUCGCCAGCAGGAUUGGGGAUAACAACACAUACAAAAUCUGCACGUGGCUGAAAGUCAAAGUCCACCAUAUCCUUUUGCACAUCCAGGGUACUCUGACCUGCUCCUACCUGAGCCAUCCCCAGGAGCUGCCCUUCGAGAGCUUUGAAUAUGUGGACUGCAGGGAGAAUAUAUCAGUGCCCCACCUGGAGAGCCCUCGCCCAGCCUGACAGUGCUGCCCCUGUCCUGCAGGCUCCUGCAGGCUUGUCUGCAUCUCAACUCCAUGGAGCUCAAGGAAGGACUAGUGGCUUCGCUGAAGGAAGCAAACAUCUGGCUUUAUUGUGCCUUCCUCCGACACCCUCGGCCCAAGGAGCUUGUUUAUCAAUGCCAUAGACUCUGACUCCUCAGAUCUCCCAGAGUCACUUGUGAUGCUUUCUACCUGUAGUCUGUGCUAAGAACUGUCUGACCUGGCGUUGUCUUGGGGCUGAACCUGUUGGUCGCCUGGCUCUCCCAGGGUGGGACUUCAGUUGGAAUGAAGAGAGAAAGCUUAACUAGAUUUUAACAGAACAGAUGAACCCUUUUCAUGUUCUCCCAGUAACAGUGGCCUUGAGGACAUCCAGUGCUGUCUCCAAGGUCUUUCUAGGUGACUAUAAAUGUUCUCUUGUGCUGUCUGCUAUGGUCAUGUGGCAGUGAUGGUGAUGGCCUGCCUCUCUGGACCUGCAUAUGACACCAUCUAAUCUUCUCUAUAGAGCAGCUUUAUUUAAUGUUAUCAUCACAGCAGAAGCUAAGUAACUGAGGAGAGGCCAUCUGGUCUACCCUAGACCAAAGGCAGAGUCAUUUGAAAAGGUAUUUAUUAAAGGUAAGUUUCUAAGUAAAUUUCUCACAAUCCAGAGCCCAUGUGAGUAUUCACGGGUAGGUCAGACAGAAGAGUGGACAUAAAACUGUUAAUUCGGAAUAGAGCUGUGAGGCUCCCAUGGGCUUUCUGCUCUGCAUCAGGCCCACUCUCUGUUCCCAAGGCCUCUGCUGUCCUCUGGGCCUUGAUUGGAGCCAAACCCCAGGUAACUCCCAGGUUCCCACUGGACUCCAGAUUUGCAAGAGAGCAGGGAUGUGUGUUAGCUAAAGCUAGCUAGCUUUGCCCUUCAGACAGGCGGAGAGGCAAACACGGUUGCUGUGGUGGGGAAAGCUGACAUUGAAGAUGGGUGGAUACAAGGAGAUAGGUAACAGAACUAUGUAACUAGCUGGGGCCACAAGGAGGGAGGGGAAGUCUCCCUGGUUGCCAAGCCAGGGUUAAGGUACCAACAAAACAUGGAUUCAGGGAGGUCAGGCUGAGGUUGCCAUGUAUAAACCACCAGAUGUGAAAGACUUUUAUCAAUAAACUAUUGAGCAGUGUUGAAGGAAGACAGGGUUCCUGGGCAGAUGAGUGAGGAUGCUGGUACACUCCACAUCUCAAACCAUUUGACUUCCUGUGUGCCUGCA